AUGGGGUCUGUACCACGCCCUAAGCAUACUUGGCGUCCUCAAGUCCAUGUAAGCCCACCAGCUUCACACCACCCAAGGUCACCCAGCAUUGAUCGUGAAUACAUUGAAAGGGCUGAAGCACCGGUAUACAUCAAAGUUUACAGUCCUACCACUGAGUGCUGGGAGAAAUUUAGUGUUGAUUGCCUGAAGGCAUCGGACCCCUUUGAUCGCGAUAUUAUAAAAUCUCUGCUUGCCUGUAGAAUGGACUCACCCGGCAAACAUCCCCCUCCCUGGGUCAAUCGCACGGACGGGUCGUCACAAAUUGCCCACAUGUGGUACUCCAGUGAUUUAAACAUUCAGCCUUAUUUUCGUGAGAGGAGUGUCCUGGUGACUGGGGUGCCCACCGACAGGCGCAAUUGGGGAUGGAACGCCUGCACCGCAUGGGAGCUGGGGGACUUGGAUACGGAGAUUCCUGUGCACGAGCCCGUACGGCGUGUAACUGAUGCCACCCCUGAUUCUGUGUUGCCGACCGUGGAGAUCUCUUCUACCCUUCGAAUGGUCCUCUGA
This is a messenger RNA of Desarmillaria tabescens, 546 nucleotides long. RefSeq lists its product as uncharacterized. Lineage: Eukaryota; Fungi; Basidiomycota; Agaricomycetes; Agaricales; Physalacriaceae. The coding region runs from base 1 to 546 and encodes 181 amino acids. The record is from RefSeq and is a predicted model, not a curated record. The transcript has 3 exons.